Sordaria macrospora k-hell is the source of this 561-nucleotide messenger RNA. RefSeq lists its product as uncharacterized. The record is from RefSeq and is a predicted model, not a curated record. Gene Ontology annotation, biological process: mitochondrial electron transport, cytochrome c to oxygen. Lineage: Eukaryota; Fungi; Ascomycota; Sordariomycetes; Sordariales; Sordariaceae. Gene Ontology annotation, cellular component: mitochondrial envelope.
AUGCUGUCCCGCACCGCCGUCGCCGUCGCCCGCCGGGCCACCGCUGCCCCCGUUCUCCGUCGCAGCAUCGCCACCACCGUUGUGCGCCGCCACGCCGAGACCAAGGUCCCUACCGCCCACAUCAAGGGUCUCUCCGAGAUCAAGACCAAGGAGGACCUCUUCGGUCCCGGUGCCGUUGAUGGCACUGUCCCCACCGAUGUUGAGCAGGCCACCGGUCUCGAGCGUCUCGAGAUUCUCGGCAAGAUGGAGGGCGUCGACGUUUUCGACAUGAAGCCCCUUGAUGCCUCCCGCAGGGGCACCAUGGAGAACCCCAUCUCCGUCCGCUCCGCCGGUGAUGAGCAGUAUGCCGGUUGCACUGGCUUCCCUGCCGACUCCCACAACGUCAUCUGGCUCACCAUGACCCGCGAGCGCCCCAUCGAGCGCUGCCCCGAGUGCGGCAACGUCUACAAGAUGAACUACGUCGGUCCCGAGGACUCCCACGACCACCACCACGACGACCACCACCACGGCUUCGAGGAGCCCAAGACUUUCGCCGACUUUGUCAAGCCCCAGUACUGGUAA